This is a messenger RNA of Anguilla rostrata (American eel), 6387 nucleotides long. It is a transcript of the gene elk4, whose product is annotated as ETS transcription factor ELK4. Lineage: Eukaryota; Metazoa; Chordata; Actinopteri; Anguilliformes; Anguillidae. Gene Ontology annotation, biological process: cell differentiation; regulation of transcription by RNA polymerase II. The transcript has 6 exons. Gene Ontology annotation, molecular function: DNA-binding transcription factor activity, RNA polymerase II-specific; sequence-specific DNA binding. Gene Ontology annotation, cellular component: nucleus. The record is from RefSeq and is a predicted model, not a curated record. Bases 767 to 2149 code for a protein of 460 amino acids.
CCCGGGGGGAGACCACGGCUUCACAACAGGCGGAACCGCUCUGAUAGAAUGAAAUGUAAAAGUUGAAGAAAAAAGGCAUAUUAAUGAAACAUUAAAUAUGGACUUGCUUCACGAUUAUUAAAGCAAACGCGCCUCACGUUUUUAGCUCCGAUGAUAACACAUUCAACUAGCGAGCAAAUGAAACACCAUAGCUAACGUAGCUUGUUAGCUGUUUUUCUCUUUCAUACAGUAGACUAAACGCUUCCCACGCACGCAUGCUUGGAGAGUGUCGAGUUUGUCUGCGUGCAGCUAGUUAGUUUAGUGUCAUUUUGUUAAGAACUAUUUAGAAAGAUAGCUUAUAUUUUGCAGUCUUAUUGCAACCGUUUGUAACUGCAGCUAUCCAUGUGAAAUAUUCGGUUUUUUAAAUGUAGUCGUCUGGGCAGGCCUGCCGAGUGGCGAUUCCAGGAUUAUGAUUUUUUUUUUUUAGACCUGGAAGGGCUACAGCGGGAACUAGCCAGCUAACCAGCGACGAAAUCCCACCCAGAGAUGCAAACAAAAAGGAAGUGAUCUCAAUAUGGCCUUAAUUUCCUGCAGUUUGAAACGUCAUUUUUCUCUGUUUUAAGAGGACAACACAAAACGUUUUAAUUUUUAGCUGUCAAUCUUAAGUGCUCUUUACGUCUACAGUAGCCUAUUGCUUUGCGCGGUUAUUUUAGCAUGACUUUUUAUUUAUGCAGUGGAACUCCGGAUUCCAUAUUCAGUAAGGAUCUUGGCUAGGCUGGUGUGUGGCAUGGACAGCUCGGUGACUCUGUGGCAGUUCCUGCUGCAGCUCCUGCUGGACCCCGGCAACGAGCAGCUGAUCUGCUGGACCAGCGAAGACGGCGAGUUCAAGCUGCUGCAGGCUGAGGAGGUGGCCAGGCUGUGGGGUGCUCGCAAGAACAAGCCCAGCAUGAACUACGACAAGCUCAGCCGCGCCCUGCGCUACUAUUAUGACAAGAACAUCAUCAGGAAGGUAAACGGGCAGAAGUUUGUGUACCGCUUUGUGUCCUACCCAGACGUCCUGAGCGGAGAGGCCGCGGCGAGGGCGGAGGGGGGCGGGGAGCCGCUGGGCUCUGAGAGGGGCCCGACUCAGCGGGACAAGGAGGGCGGAGCCGGGGGCGAGGAGGCGGGCACGGCGGGCACAGCGGGCACAGGGGGCGGGCACGGCUCCGGGAAGCCCCCCAGCCGGAACGACUACAUCCACUCGGGCCUGUACACCACCUUCACCCUCACCUCCCUGCAGGCCGGGGCCCAGCUCUUCAGGCCCGCCAAGGCAGAGCACCCGGGCGAGAGGAGGGCCAGCCAAGACCCGGCGCCCUCCGUCAUCAGGUUCGGGAGCUCGCCGGCCAAGAGGACCACGCCACCGCCGCCGGUCGCUCCCGAAUCUGUUGCUCGGGAGUCCUCCGAGGCGAAGCCACGCCCACAGCAAGCGCACCCGCUUCAAGCCCCGCCCCCCUCGGAGGACGCCGCGGUGAAGCAGUGCCGCCUGCCCCGAACCUUCGGUGCUUUUGGGGAGGACACGUCCGCCGCGGGACUGUCACCGGGCCUCCACCUGGAGGGGAUCUCCACCCACGUGCCCUCCCCCUCCCGCUCCCCCACCCCCAGCACAGCGCCCGACUCCUCCCAGGAUCUGGUGAUUGACAGCGACAUGGAGUCCAUCUCAUCGCAGCCCUCUGAGAUCCAGCUGCAGGUUCAACCGGCUCCCGCAUCCCAGAAUGCAACAUCGUCGGAGCGCGAGGCGGGGAACUCUGUGUUCCCCCGAAGCGCCGGAGGCGGCGCCCAUCACGGGAAGUCGAAAAAGCCCAGGGGGCUGGAGCUUGCCCCCGCGCUGGUGGUGACGGGCUCGGACCUGAGCCCCAUGAACCUGUCCAGCCCCUCCCUCCCGACCGCCUCCCUCACUCCCGCCAUCCUGCAGACACCUACCCUCCUGCUCACUCCCAGCCCUCUCUUGUCCAACAUCCACUUCUGGAGCACGCUCAGUCCUGUGGCCCCGCUGAGUCCAGCCCGGCGCCAGGGCACGCACACCCUGUUCCAGUUCCCCUCUGUCCUCAACACUCAGUUCCAGCUGCCCAUUCACAGCCUGGACGGCUCCAGCACGCCCGGGCCCCUCUCCCCGGAUCCGCAGAAGACCUAGAGCAAGAGCCCGGAGACCAGGAACGGCCCCCAGGAACGGUCCCCCCAAUGCUGACCCGCGUCCCUCCCGUCCAUCCCGUCCCACUGUCACGGACACGUGCGCCAAUCUCAGUGUGUACGCCAAAUCGGGCCUUGUGAUUGGGCUAAAAAAAAAAAAGGGGGGAGGGAUCAAAGUCAGAGAGUCACAACAGUUAUUUGGUUAUGCUCUGCCGCAGUGAUGUCACUCCGGGAAGAUUUGUCCGAGACGUCCGUGGGGAGCUCAGACUGAGAGGUCGCGUCCGGCUGAUCUUAGCUUCAAACCUCUCAAAAAUAUUCUGUGAAAUCUGGGUGGGUCUGGGGGCUGGGGGUUUGGAAUCAUUAUUUACUUUACCUCCACCUCUCCUCCUGUUUUUCUUAAAAUUUCACACGGGCCUUAUGCAAAUCAGAAGGAAAUUUCUGAUGUUUCUGAUGCUACUAGAUCUCUGUGGGACAUCCAGGAAGGGUCGAUUUGGUCCAAUGUGAUGUUGAUCGUACGAUCGCAGAUGGCCCGUGCGCAGAUCUGUCCACUGCCAGCCAAUCAGACAAGAAAGCUGACUGCCGGCAGUUAGGAGCUGAGUUUUGAUUCGGCCAUAAUUUCUAAGUAGGAAAAGGAGCCUGUCUUGAUCAAGGCAUUACAUUUACUACGAUGGCUAUUUCCACGCAGGUAUAUCGUUUUUAACAGAUAUGCAUUGUUUUUGUGCAAUUAACCAGCUACCUUAACCUCCUUCGCAAUGUCUUAAUGUGACGUAAAUGGCAACCCUAGCUUGCUUUUUCAUACGCCACUUGGAUGCCGUUGUGACGUUCUUUGGUGUUAUCCAGCUUGUUAUGAUUAACUUAUGUCAUGUACUUUUCGUCAUAACAGAUGCUUAUCCCGUUCAGUGUAUUACGUUCAUGUGGCGUGCGUAGCAAAAUCACUUUCGUGAGCUGAAUAGGCAAGAAGAAAAAAAAACUUCCAUCACAGACACAGUGUUGUGAGGAAUUAAAAGUCGGGAAGGGUUCGAAUGAAGAUGCGAGUUUGUCUCGCUGCACUUGCUCAACUGAGUUUCACAAGUUUGUUUAUAGCUUCUGUUGGUGUUGACUUAGUUUUUUUGCCGCUCCAUGUUUUGUUUUUUGUUGUUGUUGUUGUUUUUUAAACCAAAUUAAGCUUUGCCGUACUCUGUAUUGCACAUUUCUGGCGAUGGCUACAUUUACUUGGGUUUGUUUUUCCAAACGGAGCUCAGGUUGGUGGUGCGUAACCAUGGGCAUUAUGGAAGUGAAGUAGUGUAUAUACCAGGUUAUUUAUAGACACAUAAUGAAAGAAAAAAAUUCUCGAAGAGCACUUAUCCUGUUUGAAUAACCUGAAAAAGGUGGUGAAAUGUCAAUGUUUAAAUGAGUAGAUAUAUUGUUUAGAAUAGUCCUUUCCUGAAUUAAGAGGUCUGGUAGGAAAACUCAUUUUCUCCAAUUUGCCUUUGACGUAGAUGACAUCACUCAGUCGCUGUGAUGGCAGUUAUCUCUCAUGUCGUUUGACCAAUCGGGGCGAACUGGAGUAGACUCGUAUCCCGUGGUAACUGGAAUUUUAAACCCUGGGCGAAUUGUGGUUUGGGGUCUGCUUGAGCGAAGAGCUGUUCCUAUUGGACUGGUUGAAGUCAUCGUUCGUGACCCGGCCGGAUUUUUUUAACCGACGGCCCACCGUCUUCACGGGUGGAAUUGAGGGCCUGUCUGUGGUCUGCUGGGCGCGGUGGGUUACUCUGGUCCGUUCGGGGUCGCUUCAUGCAGAAAUCCAUGUUUCUGACAGCGACUGGGACUCUCUUACACGCUAUUCGUUUUUAUUUUAUUUAUUUUUUUUGUUGUUGUUUUAAAUUCACUAUUUUUGCCAAGGCCCGGCAGUAAUGACUCAUGUUAAAGUGGUGAUUUAUAUUUUAUGGGGGGGAAAAAAGCAAACAAAACUCACUUAAUAUAUUAAUGUGCAAUAUCUCAGGUAAAAGCACUUAUAUCCCCGUAGGGCUAUAUUCUUCUAAGAGUCGUUUUUGCUGCCAAAUAGAAGUAAGAAAUUUAAUACAGGCUCAUGAGCGCAGUGGAUAUAUGGAUCGAUUUUACGUUUCCCACAGAGGAAAUAACUGAUCGUUCUCCUCAGAGCAGCAUUGUGAGCGACACAGCCAUGAUUGCAUGAUGCCUUACGUCUGCUGCCAUAAACUAGACACGACAGGCCAAUGAAGCGAAGCGAGGAGCCGCAGCUCUGCGUGCUCUCCAAGAACUUUAUUCCAGUCCUGACCGCGCCGAACGGGUAUCGGCAGAUUCCAACAUUUUCGGUGUUUGUUGGAGGGGUCUGGCCCGAGCGCAGAGAAGAAUGGACUGAUGAGGCCAACCUGGGGACUCGGCUGGUAUGGUCGUGUAAAGUCAGGGGUCUCAAACUCCAGUCCUUGGAGGGCUGCUGGUUUUCGUGGCUUCCCUUCAGUUGGCAGCACGAGGUGUGCAGACCCUUGUAGCCAAUCACUGACUCGCGUUAAGCACUCAAGAGCCAGGGACACGUCGAAAACCAGCAGACACACAACCUCCAGGAUUUCAGUUUGAGAUCCCUUGUGUUAAGUCAACGACGCUACAACAUCAUGCAGGCGUGCUCCUCGGAUUCAAAGAACGCCUGUGACUUCUGUAUUUGUGAAUGCAGUCUUCUCGCGGGCCAGGCUGCCAGUGUUACGCUAGGUGUUGUUAGCCGUAGGCUCGUAUUUUUGAAAAAACAUCCAGGUACUUCAGGCGGGUUCCGUCGUUGCUAAAGUGCCGUGUUGCGUUUUCGUGGACUCUUGCCAGUGUCAGGUACUGUAAAGCUGAACAGCAGCUGCCAGCGUAUCACUGGAAGCUUUGCACAGGCACAGGUGCACCCCCAGUGAAACCCUUUCUUGCAGGAAUAUUUCCGAUAGCAGCCAUAGCUCCCGUUUUGAGUGUGCGUGUAUGUACAGUUCCUGCACACACUCCUUCACUAUUAUGUGCCUGAACGUCCCUACAACAAUUUGCAUCGUAAUGAAUGCACAAGCUAGAAUUGUUUUCCUUUCACCUUAUUUCGCAGUUGAAAUGAGAGGAUCGCAUAAAUGUGACCAAAAAAAGGAUUAGCUACAAAAAUGUUCUUUUAAAAAAAUGUUGUUUUUUUUUAAAGUCCCUGUCUUCACUUAAAUUUUUAUGCAUACCUGCAGAUCUUAACUGACGACUGUAAAAGACCAGCAGGAACACUUAGCGCUGCUCUUUGCGGUUCUGUAUGUCUGCUAUAAGUUGUUUGAGGACUUGGCCAAACAGUGUGGUAAGUUGAAGUUGUUUUAAGUGUAUGGUGAGAUGUGAAGUUGUUUUCCCUCUGUGAUGUUACCGUUUUGACAGUGUAGCCUUAUUGAACUUGUACAUUGCUCCUUUUUUUUUAACCGUUUACAAAAGUGUGACAUAUUUGCACUUAAGACUAUUGGGGUUCCUUGUGUAACUAGACAGUGCGGUGCAUAUCUUUUAAGUCUUGAAUUCUGUUUUGUUUUGAAAUUUAUUUUUGAAACUGAUGUUUGUGUGUGUUAUCUGUGAUUUAGAUUCACAGAAUUGUACUACCCCCCCCCCCAAUCCCCCAUACUUACAGCAAAAGAAAUCUAUGCACAAAUUAAUUAAGUUUAUACUACAGUUUUUAUUGAUUAAAUCAGGAUUUUUAUAUUUCCAAGAAAAGUACUUUUUAGAUUGAAAAAGUAUAAAUUUUAUAAAUUACAUUUUCUCUCCCAGUAAGAAUGACUUAUUUUCUCACGGUUUAGAUUUAUACAAUUCAGUCAAUACCUGACAUAGGAAAUUACAUGUAUUUUUAACUGGUUUUCAUAAAUAUAAAUGGGUAAAUAGUCCAAUAACAUUAAACAUACCCUUCCCUAUUAGAGAUUUUACUCAUUAAGAGUUGGUAUGUAAAAGUUCACAUUAAGUAAAGCAGUGUGAAUGCACAUUUGAACACUGGAAAUUCUGGUUUAGUUGGGAGUGUUUCUUUGGAUAAAGCAGUAUUAAUUAUACAUUCAAAUCCUCUUCCCUCCCAUUCAUUUGAAUCACUUUGAAAACCCACAUUUUGCAUUGCGGUUUGAAAACAAACAUGACAAAAAAAGUAUCAUUGUAUUCCUCUGUUUGUUUGAUUUUUGUGUUCUGCAGCUGUACUCUGUGUUCAGACUUCUCACAUGUUUACAGACUUGUGUUUGGGCUUUUGUAUGUGGGGAAAGAAGUAUAUAAAAACGUCUGAAAAAUGUA